AUUCAACAUGAUAAAAACAAUCUCGGUACUUUUUCUGGUCGUGGCGUUGGUUAGUGGCCGAAAUAUUAACAGGGCUGGCAUUGAUAUGAUUAAAUCGUCCGAAAGGUUCGUGGCCAAUUUCUAUGCCGAUCCAGUGGGUAUCCCUACGGUAGGCUACGGACACAAUUGCAAUGCCCUGGGAUGCGACACAAUUCGCGCGCCGCUCACACAGGCACAGGGCGAGGCACUAUUAUUAAAGGACCUAGCGCAGUAUCAAAACUGUGUCAAUGAUCAAGUGCCAUUUGUCAACGAUAAUCAAUUCGCCGCCUUGGUAUCGUUUACAUUCAACUCGGGCUGCGCUGCCCUCAAGAACUCUACCCUAUUGAAGUACGUGAAGGCCAGGGACUACUCGGCCGCCGCUAACGAGUUCGGCAAAUGGGUUAAAGGGGGUCCCGAAGGACACAAGCAAACUCUGAAGGGACUCGUCGCCCGACGGGAGCGCGAGAGACAGCUGUUUGUUGCCUAA
Messenger RNA from Medioppia subpectinata, 505 nucleotides. The record is from the annotation of a GenBank genome assembly. Lineage: Eukaryota; Metazoa; Arthropoda; Arachnida; Sarcoptiformes; Oppiidae.